Symbiodinium sp. CCMP2592 is the source of this 2082-nucleotide messenger RNA. NCBI's taxonomy places the organism in Eukaryota, Dinophyceae, Suessiales, Symbiodiniaceae. The record is from the annotation of a GenBank genome assembly.
AUGGGUGCCGGAGAGCAGCCGAAUGGCUCGAUGCAGAAGGCCGGAUGUGGGAGAUGUGUCUGCUUUGCCGUGAGGGCCUUGUUUUGGGGCGUCAUGAUGCUGGCGGCGUUCGGCAUCGUGUCCAUGUUUGCCACAAACAUCAGCUUUCACGAGAGGACGCACAGGACAACCAGGCUCCUCGUCCUGGCUGACAGUUUCUGGAAAGCUGGCUUCUAUAGUGUCUCCAUCCUCGGAGUGUUGACGGUGCUCUCUGCCCUGGUCCACGGCAAAAACUCCACAGAGGAUAGCGUCAAGGACUUCUGGCAGGGGACGUGGUUGGUCGAUCGGAAGAGCUUGCAGCAGCGGGGGUUCAUCAUCCAGCCUUUAGGUCUCUAUUUCCUGGGUGGCUUCCUCUUCAUUACGCAGGUGGUCCUAGAGGAGAAGAUCAUACCGGGAACUGAGUUGGUAUCGCAGAAGUCGGAACGGGGACAUAAACGUUUUGGACGUCGCCACGUUCUUGGUGACGACAUCGAGCCCGAGCACAGGUGUUUCUUCCUGGAGCAGGUAGACGGCAAGGUUGCUGCUGAUCUCCCCGACACCCACUGGGGGACUCCGCCCUACGCGAAGCUGCGGCAGUUCAUGUUCAGCGGAAGGAGUGGCCAGGAGACACUGGAGCAGGCACAGAUCAACCACUACACCAAGUCCGAUCGAAGCGUGCUCUCCUACCUGGAUGCCCUGUGGGGUGAGCACAUGCGCAGGAUACCACCUUCGCAGCUGUCUUCAUGCUAUUAUGCCGAGGAUACUAUCAUCUCAUUUGCACUGAACCUCCCCACCGAUGAUUUCAACGUAAAAUCGCUGCUGAAUGUCAGCAGCACGAACAGCAGCCGCCCAGAAAAUUUCAAAUUUGCACCGGCUUACCUUGGCGCCGACGGUUGGCCCUGGAAUCGGCGCAUUCUCUUUGCCAAAGAUUACAUGACGGCUUGCCUGUACGUGUGCUACAGCUGGGCGGACGGCUCUGCGGUUGCGAAGCUUUUGGAGUGCGGCAUGGUCAUCGGUGGCGGCCUGACAAUUGUGCUGAUUGCAAACGCAAUAGGACAUCAAUUGGGCAGCUUGCUCAUCACGCACUCCACGCAGCCAAACGAGCUGGUGCAGGCCAUGUUGAGAGACUUCCGGGUGCUUUGGUACGCUCGGCGCGCGAUGAUCCAGUUCUCCUGUCCGGGUGGACUCAAGCACCUGAAGCUCGAGAAUGACCCCGAGCUCAAGAAGCUGGAAGACACCUUCCGGAUGUUCACGCGGCUCGCGUGGCAGGCGCUGGGGUGGAUCUUCCUGAAGCUCGCGCUUGCCACCGUUUUGGUUUUCAAGAUUUAUCGGCCGCUGGCCAUCCGCUACACUGACUCGCUGGCUGAUCGGGCACUCCUGAGGUGCUUACUGUAUCUCAGCGUCUUCAACCUUGCCCUUCGAUCGGUUCUGUGCUUCACGAAGAAGGUUUGGAGCGAAGGAGAAGACGACAGUUUCUACCACCAAAGCCCAGCUGCACUCGCUUUGCCUCUGGAUGCACCACAAGCUCGCGCGUCGAGUUCUGACUCUGAGCGAACAGGCAUGGUCACCUACGACCUCUACGAGUGGAUAUCGCUCAGUGGAGACGAGGUCAUAAGCCUCCUCUUCAGCUACACCAAGCAGAUCGGGACGGAGGACUUGUUGGAGCCAUACCAGCAAAUCAAGGUGAACCCGGCUCGGACGGUGCAUUUGGAUGGCCUUAGAUUUGGCUUCUGCAUUGGGCGCAACGCCACGGGGGAGAUCCUCUCGGACAAGCACGGGGCUCUUUGGGCAGGUGCGCAGGUCCAGGUCGAGUUCGACAGGGACGAUGUGCAUUGUACAAAGGAGGAUCCACGGGUCAAGCAACUCACCGGCAAAGAAGAUCGGGAAGAUGAAAAGGCACAGGUUCUGCAAAAGAAGGUGAUUGUGAACCUUGACCCCGUCGACCUCAUCCGAGUGCAGGCAGAGGAGAUCUUCACGGAGGAAAAGUUCCGCCAGUGGCUGAACGCCAAGGUGGACAAGAAGGUGAACGACAAGGGGGAUCCGCUUGUGCCGCAAUCGGCUUGA